AUGAACGAAACAUCCGCUAUAACAUUGUCAUUCAAACUAAACGUUGUACUUUUGUGUGCUGUGAACGUUUUGUUUACAUUUGUGGGAAUAUUUUUAAACUCGGUCGUCAUACUGAGUUUGUUGAGCUCACCGCUGCGACGAAAAUUAUGUUACUUUACGAUUCUCGUUUUGGCUUUUUGUGAUCUUGCUAUGGUUGUUGUCUUUCAUCCAAUGAUAACGUUUCAAGUAACAAGUCACUGGGUAUUCAUGGGCUCUGCCGAAAAUAUCCCUGAGGACCCUUACAAAUAUUUUUCUCAAUUGUCCGUAUUUUCGUUGGCGGCGCUUUUGACGAUGACUUUUGAAAGGUAUCUGGCCUUGGAGCAUCCAUUCUUUCAUGAGAGGUUCAUAACAAGAUCAAAACUGAUGGUUAUAUUUGUAAUAUUUCAGUUACCAUCUUGUGCAAUGUAUGUAAUAUUAAUUCUCCUUAACCCCAAAGAUGACAGCGAAAAGAUUGCAGUAAAGAUUGGGGAGAAUGCGUCAGUAGGAGCUGCACUCCUUGCCAUUCUCUUUUUUAACUUUAAAAUAUUUUACAUUGCAAGAACUCAGCAGAAGCGCAUGGUCAUACCUUUAGGAGAUUUCGAGGAAGAUGCGCAGAAAAAUAUUCAAGCAAAGACUAAAAUCUCCUCCGGAAAGAUUUCUGCGUGCUUGAUGGCAGUUGUAUGUAUGAUCGUGUGCUACCUUCCCUUCAUCAUAUCAUCUGGAUUAGAAAUGAACAAACCAGAAGACCGUGGUAACGAAACUCUUUUCUUUAUUUAUCAUUGGUCGUGGACAUUUUUUACCCUAAAUUCGAGUUUGAAUUGUUUGAUAUUCUUCUACAUGAAUAGUGCUUUGCGACGACACGGAGAAAAGAUAGCGGCGAAAUGUCUUGGGGCAAGAUUGCGGGUUCAUGUACUGUAA
Messenger RNA from Dendronephthya gigantea, 936 nucleotides. RefSeq lists its product as uncharacterized. Gene Ontology annotation, biological process: G protein-coupled receptor signaling pathway. The record is from RefSeq and is a predicted model, not a curated record. Gene Ontology annotation, cellular component: membrane. Gene Ontology annotation, molecular function: G protein-coupled receptor activity. NCBI's taxonomy places the organism in Eukaryota, Metazoa, Cnidaria, Anthozoa, Malacalcyonacea, Nephtheidae. The transcript has a single exon. Bases 1 to 936 code for a protein of 311 amino acids.